UUAGCAAUGAUUUGAGAAAAUAUAUUGGGGGAGGGGUGCCAUUCACCCUGGAUUUUGUGAAGGAGUGAACGAAUAUUCGAAAAAUCUCUGUCAUAUAAAUACCACUCAGCUGAAAAUUCUUAGAGAGAGAAAGUGAGGGAGAGAGAAGAGAGAAGAGAGAGAGAGGAGUGCCCCUAAAGCGAAGAAGAAGAAGAAAUCCUCUCAACCUCUCCUUCUCUGUCUAACUUUAGUAAUAAUCCUUCAAAAUACCCAAAUUCAAUCAUUCUUAAAAAAAAAAAAAAAAAAAAAACAUCUCUGUACGUAAUUUACAGAUUCAUGUAUCUAUAUUGCCUCUUCAAUUCCUUUUUCACGACGGCGAAAUCAAUAAUUUCGACGAUCCAGAUACAGAUGAAUCGAAGCCUAUAAGUUAGUUUCGUUGAUUUUUUAUUUUUUUGAAUUUUUUAUUUUUCCGUCGAGGAGAAUGGAUGGAAUCGCCGAGAAAGUGAGUGUGGUCGAUGGCGGAGUGAACAACAACAAUACGGCGAAUUCCGGUAAGUUUCCGUUGACGGCGUGGGAAGUGGCGGUGGCGAGCGGCGUCGUAUUGGGGUUUCUGUUAGGGUUGGUUGGGGUGUACCUUACGAUGCCCGCAUCUGAUUACGGCUUCCUCAAGCUUCCCCGUUCUCUUCAGGAUCUUCAAAUCCUCAGGGAUAAUUUGGAGAGUUAUACGAGCGACUACACGGUACAGGUUCUAGUGGGAUACUGUCUGGUGUACGUAUUCAUGCAGACGUUUAUGAUACCAGGAACCGUGUUUAUGUCAUUACUGGCUGGAUCGCUUUUCGGUGUAAUCAAAGGCGUAGCUCUCGUUGUAUUCACAGCUACUGCCGGUGCUUCUUCUUGUUUCUUCUUAUCCAAAAUCAUUGGUCGACCCCUCGUCUUUUCUUUAUGGCCUGACAAAUUGACUUUCUUCCAGUCCCAGGUGGCUAAAAGACGUGAAAGCCUUCUGAACUACAUGCUUUUCCUAAGGGUGACUCCGACACUGCCAAAUACGUUUAUAAACGUCGCUUCACCGAUUGUAGAUAUUCCUUACCAUACCUUCUUCUUGGCUACUUUUAUUGGCCUCAUUCCUGCUGCUUUUGUUACUGUCAGGGCUGGAAUAGCUCUCGGGGAGUUGCAGUCGGUCGGAGAUCUGUACGAUUUCCAGUCUAUAGCGACUCUGUUUCUGAUAGGUAUUGUGACUGUUACUCCCACUUUGAUUGGAAACAAGAACAAAAAUAAUGAUGCUUGUGACAUAAACUCCAAUGUACUGUAAAAAAAAGCGUCACCUCUCUCCUCUUCCAAUCAGCUCUCUCUCUAGCAGUGUUGUAUCCCUCUGUCACAGUCAAGUAAGAUUAGCACCAACGCUUAGCCGAUAUGUGUUGUUAGGGUUCCUCUCAUUUUUAAGGGAAGUUAAGGGUUCGAAUCCCUUUGGGUGCGUCUGUUGUAAUUGCAAUUCUUUUUUUUAAAAAAACAUUUUCUACAUUCAACAGUAAGAUUAUAGAAGAGGUUGAAGAGAGGAUAAUUGUACGAGAAUUGGAGGAAAUGAACAAUGGACAUAUAUCACAUAUGAAGUGCUUCCCAAUUGUCACAGGGCAAUAGCACCAUUUCUUUGUCCAUGCUACAUUCAUAACGAAGAAGAAAAAAAAAUAUUUCGACUA
Molecule: messenger RNA, 1673 nt
Organism: Erythranthe guttata (spotted monkey flower)
Lineage: Eukaryota; Viridiplantae; Streptophyta; Magnoliopsida; Lamiales; Phrymaceae
Product: SNARE associated Golgi protein family
Biological process (GO): autophagosome assembly
Source: RefSeq, a predicted model, not a curated record